Messenger RNA from Salvelinus sp. IW2-2015, 738 nucleotides. The record is from RefSeq and is a predicted model, not a curated record. NCBI's taxonomy places the organism in Eukaryota, Metazoa, Chordata, Actinopteri, Salmoniformes, Salmonidae.
GAUCUCACACUGGACACAAACACAGUAAACAGACUCCUCUCUCUGUCUGAGGAGAACAGAAAGGUGACAUGUAGGAGAGAGGAGCAGCCGUAUCCUGAUCACCCAGAGAGAUUUGAGGAUGAUGAACAGGUGCUGUGUAGAGAGGGUCUGACUGGGCGCUGUUACUGGGAGAUAGAGUGGAGUGGGAAAGGGGCUGAUAUAGGAGUGACAUAUAAAGGAAUCAGCAGGAGAGGAAGGGGUAAUGACUGUGUGAUUGGAUACAAUGACAAGUCCUGGAGUCUGUACUGCUCUGACAACUGUUACAGAGCCUGCCACAAUGACAAUCUCACUACCAUAGACGUCCCCCCCUCCAGCUCCCACAGAGUAGGAGUGUAUCUGGACUGGCCAGCCGGCACUCUGUCCUUCUACAAAGUCUCCUCUGACACACUGACCCACCUGUACACAUUCUACACCACAUUCACUGAGCCCCUUUAUCCAGCGUUUCAUGUUUGGGAUGAUGACUCCUCAGUGUCCCUGUGUCAAACACAACAUGAUGUUUCACUCUAACCAUGUGUUUUAUGUUUGAUCAGAAUAUGACAUUUAAAUACAUGGAGUAACACAAACCAGUUUAUUCCUUUAAAUAAUAACCAUGGUAACUCUGUGUCUGUCUCUUUCUGUGAUCCUGAACCCUGAGAGAUCGGUUCAGAUGCACCACACACAUACUGUUCACGCACACACACACUGUUCACACACACUGUU